Molecule: messenger RNA, 1810 nt
Organism: Vitis riparia (riverbank grape)
Lineage: Eukaryota; Viridiplantae; Streptophyta; Magnoliopsida; Vitales; Vitaceae
Product: 3',5'-nucleoside bisphosphate phosphatase
Exons: 5
Coding region: 174-1520 (448 amino acids)
Molecular function (GO): 5'-3' RNA exonuclease activity; 5'-3' DNA exonuclease activity
Source: RefSeq, a predicted model, not a curated record
GGAGAGAACCGAGGACAUCUGUCUCGUACACACGUCUUAUCGAACUAGCCCUUUUCUAAGAGCACACCCUUCUCCUCCCCCUGGUCCCCAUAAUAAUUAGAUCCUCUGCAAUGUCCUAAAACCCUCAAAACCACCAAAAUCUCUCUCUCCUUGAGCAGAAACCACCUAUUCCAAUGUUGGGUGAGGCUUUUUCACUUCAAAGCAAUAGCAAUAGCAAUGGAAAUGGCAAAGAAAACCCAAAGAGGAAAAGCCCCAUCAAGAGUAAGAAGAAGAAGAAGCGCGGUGGCCGCAAGAAGAAGAUGACAGCUGAACAGCUCCAUGCCUUGAAUUCUGUCAAGGAAUGGGUGUUUUUGGACCUGCCUUCCCCUGCUGUUGAUGAUGAUUUUGGGGUGCAGAAGAGUCAGAGCAGAGUUGGGGACAAUAUUGUGUUUGAUUUGCAUUCACAUUCCAUUCGCAGUGAUGGGUUCUUGUCGCCCUCCAAGGUGGUUGAGAGAGCUCACGGGAAUGGGGUAAAAGUUCUUGCUCUGACUGAUCAUGACACAAUGUCUGGCAUCCCUGAGGCAUUGGAAGCAGCUCGCAAAUUUGGAAUGAGGAUAAUCCCGGGUGUUGAGAUUAGUACUAUGUUUUCCCCAAGAGGAGAGUCUGGGUCAGAGGAACCAGUUCAUGUCCUUGCCUAUUACAGUAGCUGUGGUCCAACAAGAUGUGAGGAACUGGAGAAGUUCUUGGCUAGCAUAAGAGAUGGGCGUUACCUUCGUGCAAAGAACAUGGUUUUGAAACUGAACAAUCUCAAGUUGCCCCUCAAGUGGGAGCACGUAGCCAAAAUUGCAGGCAAGGGAGUUGCUCCAGGGAGACUGCAUGUGGCUCGUGCUAUGGUUGAAGCAGGCCAUGUGGAGAAUCUGAGACAAGCUUUUGCCCGAUAUCUUUAUGAUGGUGGACCUGCCUAUUCUACGGGAAGUGAGCCUCAAGCAGAGGAAGCAGUGAAGUUGAUAUGUGAAACAGGAGGUGUGGCGGUACUGGCACAUCCAUGGGCAUUAAAGAAUCCAGUGACAAUUGUCAGGAGGUUAAAAGAUGCAGGCCUUCAUGGGAUAGAAGUCUACAGGAGUGACGGGAAACUGGCAGCAUAUAAUGAUCUAGCAGAUGACUAUGGUCUUGUGAAGCUUGGAGGAUCAGAUUAUCAUGGGAGAGGUGGACAGGGUGAGUCGGAUCUGGGCAGCGUGAACCUUCCAGUGUUGGCUGUACAUGACUUCCUGAAGGUAGCCCGACCAAUCUGGUGCAAUGCUAUCAGAAACAUUCUAGAGAGCUACAUCAAGGAACCCUCCGAUAUGAAUCUAGAGCAGAUCACUAGGUUUGCAAGGAACAGAAAUUCUAAAGGGGGAUCUCCUCUGGGAUGUGGGAAGGACUUGAUUGAUCUUUGUUUAUCCUCAUGGUUGACAAACGAAGAAAGGCAGAAUCCAGAGUUUGAAGCCAUCAAGCUUAAGUUUUCCAACAUCUCAAUUAAUGUUCCCAUUGAGAGUAAUUAGUUCUCACUUCUCACCCGAAUUAAUUUAUUUACCUUCACCAUUAAUUUUUCCUUUGAUGUCCCAUUUCCCAUUCUUUUUUUGGGCUUUUUUUUUUCUUCCAUAGGCAAACAUUUACCCAAGGAACAUUACAGCUUUUAAUAUCCAAUUUCUCCAUUUCAUUAGAAGAAUAUUUCCCUGGAAAGACUGCAUUUGAGUCAUUAAAGACAGUUUCUGCAUAUGCCAAAGAAAAGCUUAUGCAUUUUGGCUUGUGCCUUUUGAAUCUCAAUUGGAAUGUGUUGAUUUCAAUUCAA